ACUUAAAUCAAUGUCCUUUGACGAUUAUGCGGCAUUGAACAUGGAAUAUGUGCAAUACUCUACCUUCUGCAUCCUUCAAAAAUGUUCUGCCUUUCUCUUCGACGCAAUCAUUUCCAUCUGCUCUGCAUCUCCCAUUAAGGUAUCCAUCUUUUCAACCAAUGCAACUGUAAUCAUAGUUUUCUCGGCCUUCUCCGCCACGUGGCCGUAUUUCGUAUUCUUCUUUGGCAUGUUGAACAAGCUCAUUUGGGUCUCGAGCUGCAUUUCCUCCGACAUCCAAUCUACAUUGCCAAUCUGGCUUGCUCUUCCACUCGUACCGAAGGCGUAGACUGGGCGGUACAUCUGUGCCAGCGUGGCAUCAUCGUAGUAUUCGUCGUCGUCAAGUUCUGGCAUGUUCGUGUCGCGCGAGUGGGAACAUUCAGAUUGAAGAUGAUGUCUUACACCAGAAUCGAGUAAUCCAGGAUUGCCAUAUCGCACAACAGAUUCUUGCCAAUAUUUCUCGGCCUGCUCACUUUUUGUCUAUGCAACACGCCAUCAGCGCCAGAAUCUGCAAGAGACUGACUUCGUGAAUGCUUACCUGAAGCUCGGCCAUGUGGAGGUAUUUAUAAUGCUACAAUUUUGGCCCUCCGACUCGCCCUCCCUGGACCCAGUAGCCAUGAAGAGAUCGGAUGGUUUGGACUCAAGCAAGAUUCGUAUCUCCUUGACAAACCGGCUCGUCAUUGAGAAGCUGGACAUCGCGACAGAAGCCAAUGUAACGAUUCUUGAAAGCUAAAUACCAAAGGCCAGCCUUGGUAUUAUCCCCUACUUCAGAUCGUCAGACAUCUUAUCGAAAUCGUAGGAGGGUUCAGAAGAACGAUGUUGGGAGAGGGACUAGAGAUAUCGGUUUAAUGUCGUUGAUGCGAAGAAGAAAGCUUCUGACAAGGUACAAAAAGGCGCUUGGUAUACGCCUUAAGCAAGAUGAAUUCACCUUGCCAGGACGAAAGUCAUUUGUGACUCAAGCUUCUCAGUCUAACUCAUUGAAAAGCAUAAAAGCGAGCCCCAGUUCUCAAAACAACUCCAACUUUAACCACCUCUCGGAACAACAAGCGACAAAUACGAAGAUGCGGCCCCUUACGUUUCUCACCAUCAUCAUCACAGCUCUCACCCACUCAGCAAGUGCUUCACCAACGCCUCUCCACUCUCGUGCCCAGCCAUACUACUGUAUUCCCAGCACACGCUUCACGCUGGGCUACCAGAUUUGUACCUUUGCCAGUUUGAUAGACCAGUCUUUCAAUACCUAUCUCUGGCUAUUUGACUCGCAGUGCGGAAUCGUGGGGUCCGCCUCUGAUAUAUCUCCUUUUUCUCUUCCUGCCUCCUCGGGUCCCGGAAGCCAUGUCUACAGCUUCAACUCCCGCCUUCGGUACGUCGCCGUGACGGAUCUGAAAGAUGGACGGAGCCCCGUUGUGAUGAAUUAUGCUGGAAAGAGAUGGGGUGGUAAGAAUGAACAGUGCUGGAGGGAUGAUAACCAGUGGUGGGUAUGCAGCUUUGAGUUCAACUGCGAAGCGCCAAAGACUAUGAGCAUGGCAUCGCUGCCAGGAGAAGAUGGCGGAGGCACAGUCCAGAUGGGCACACUGCCAUUUGGUCAUGGAGAGGAAGGAAUUCUGGGUGUGAUUUGAAAGGCCCAAAGAAAGGAUAACGGUGUGAUAUAUGCCCGAUGUUCUGCGAGAAGUUUCUGGAUCUGUCAUUGCGUGACAUUGGCUUUGUCGAUGUGUUUAUGUGAGCUGACACGGAGCUAAUGGAACUCAUGGGUUUCUGUGCUGCUGUAGUGUCCAUGAGCCAUCUGAAAUCCACGUUCGUCUUCAUCCAAGUACAUCGACACAUGCAUAAGUUCAACUAAUAGUUUUGACAUAGUCUUCUACUCAUG
Messenger RNA from Cadophora gregata, 1900 nucleotides. RefSeq lists its product as uncharacterized. The coding region runs from base 885 to 1652 and encodes 255 amino acids. Lineage: Eukaryota; Fungi; Ascomycota; Leotiomycetes; Helotiales; Ploettnerulaceae. The record is from RefSeq and is a predicted model, not a curated record. The transcript has 3 exons.